UCAUCAUCAUCACCACCACCAUCAUCAUCAUCAUCAUUAGCAGCAGCAGCAGCCUCCAGAUCGGAAGCGGAGGGGACAGCUCCCAGGUGCUGAAACGGGUCGGAGACAGAGAGAGGGGGCAAAAAUAAACUAAAAUCAGCGUCUGCGGUAUAGAUUCAGAGAAAUAAACAGCUGUCCUGCUAUCAGGGGCAAAUACAGGUCGAAACGAGGCCCUCGAAACAGAUGGCUGCCACUCAGGAUGUCAAGGGGAAAGGAGAGGGAGGAGACCAGAAUUUUGACUACAUGUUCAAGCUACUUAUCAUCGGCAACAGCAGCGUGGGGAAGACGUCCUUCCUGUUCCGUUACGCCGAUGACGCCUUCACGUCGGCCUUCGUCAGCACGGUGGGCAUCGACUUCAAAGUAAAGACCGUGUACAAGAAUGACAAGAGGAUCAAACUGCAGAUCUGGGACACUGCAGGCCAGGAGCGCUACAGGACCAUCACCACAGCUUACUACCGCGGCGCCAUGGGCUUCAUCCUCAUGUACGACAUCACCAAUGAGGAGUCCUUCGGCGCUGUGCAAGACUGGUCGACCCAGAUAAAAACCUACUCGUGGGAUAAUGCUCAGGUGGUGCUAGCUGGGAAUAAGUGUGAUAUGGAGGAAGAGAGGGUGGUCUCGGUGGAUAGUGGCCGCCUGCUGGCCGAACAGCUGGGUUUCGAGUUCUUUGAGACGAGCGCAAAAGACAACAUCAACGUCAAACAGACCUUUGAACGUCUCGUCGACCUAAUUUGCGACAAGAUGUCUGAGAGCUUGGACACUGAUCCGGCUGUCACCUCGGGAGCUCCGACCGCCAAACUGACAGACAGCGCUCCUCCCCUCCAGCAGCCUGGAUGCAACUGUUAGUGACCGGCGUCGGAAAGCUGUCGGGGCUGCGGAGCGCAGGAGGGCCAUCGCUCUGCCGGUAGCGCCCUCUCCGGACUGCAGUUCAAAGCCUGUCCAGUAGUAAAAAAAUGACAAAAGGCUGUUGCAUUAUCUCCCAAACUUUAUCACCUUAUAUAAUAAGCAAGUAACAAGGAGUACAGUCAUUACUAAUGUAAAACAUAACAGCACAGGUUAUAUAGAAUAUAAGGAAUCAGUAUCCUUUCAGCUAGUUAGUUUGAAAACAAACCAAUCGUGUCUGGCAGGACUUGAAAUAGUUCAACACUUAAACUUACACAGGUUAUCCUUCAGACCUUUAAUAUCUUUAAGAGUACCUAUACAAGAAAUAGAAUCAGUGAGUGCUUUAAUAUGUCUAUAAAGUUUUCUGUAUGGUGUAAGUCGUCCUUUUUUUUGUUUUUCUGGGUAAUUUUGACUCCUGGGGCUGCCAAAUCUAGGAUUUAGCGCACUAGGCGAUGUAGCGGCUUUCCUUUGUGUAACGACUGUAAUAAUAAGCCUCUGGCUGUGACUGUGCAGUAAGUGAGCGUGGAUUUGCAUGAGUGUGUCAUGUCAUGUUGCCAUUGAAUAAUCAACUACCUUUUUGAGGGGGGGAGAAAAAAGUGGCCUUUCAAAAUCUUCAACUCGGCCUCUGUAAGUCCCUCUGUAAGUCCUGCUCCCUGUUGGAAUGAACCGAGUCUGUGUCACCGAUGUGGGGUACGGUUUCACCCUUUGCUGUGUGAAUUCUCUAAUAAGCAUCUUAAAUGCAACUCAAUCAUUAUGCUCAGCCUUUAAAUGUUUGAUGCAAAGAGCAUGCUGCCAAAAAAAACCCCGUCAAACACGUGUUUCGUUUCAUCUGAAAGAAAGGCCUUACCCAAAACUCCUCAUCCUCAGUACCAUUUCAUCAAAGCACAGUGAGACAUACGGCAAAAGCAGACGAUACGUCCUGGCAUGGAAAAAACAGCCAUAAUUUCUUAUUCAGCAUGAUUUGUGCUGUAAAAUUGAACCCCUUCUUUAAAAAGGGGGGAGGGUAAAAAAAAUCCCUGUAUGUUGCUUAAAAACUUCAUAAAUAUAAACCACCUUUGUCUUUAAGAAGUCAGUAAAGUGUAAGAGUUGUAACAACUAAAAAUGUCCAGUUCAUCUCACAAUUUCAAUAAAAAAAAAGUGCCAAAACAUUACGAUCCCCUUAACGUUGUCAGUUGCUUGUUGCAUAGGAAAAUAAAACUACAAAAACGUAAAAAUAAAUAAAUAUAAAAAAUACAAAAAAAAUGCAUGAAGUCAGUCCUGACGUAUCGGUGUAGAGUUAUAUUCUGAGACACUGUAAAUAUCGCUCUGUCUUACAGAUUUAGGAGCAUUGUCAUGGCACUCGCUGUGAAAUGCAAUGGGCCAACAAGUGCAAUAUUUUAUGGAUGAAAUCCUGUAAAUAGUUUGAUGUCAUCUUGUCUAACAGCUCCAUCUGCGGUGUGUGAGAGAAAACUAAAUGACAUGGUUCUAAAAAACGCUGAGCGUGCGCUUCAUUCAGAACCGGCAGUCACUGAACGCGUGGUGUUGUGUGUCUAGUGGACAUAAAAGGUCGCAGACCCCGGUUAAUUCCCCGGCAAGUUUUUUUUUUAAAGAUCUGAGAAGAUAAGACCUAGACCAUUCGAUCAUGUACGUUAAGGGGACCUAUGACCUGUACAAUCCCAUUUUGCUUUUUUGUUUUUUUUUGGAGGGGUGGCGGGGGGGUUGGGGGGUGGUGUAGCACACUAUUAAACAUUUUAAUAAAGCACUUAGUGUUAAUGGGUAGGACUCUACUAGCAAAGCAGGUUUGGACUUGACAUUCGUUGUCCACUCUUUUUGGCAAAAACAAACAUUUAUAAAUAAAAUAGUCUAUCAGAUUGCACAGGUUCUCUCCUGUGUACAUACCCCAUCAGACCCCCCCCCCCCCCCCCCCAACCUUUUUUGGUCAGAUUCCCAUCUUUUGUUGAUGCGGCAGUCUGCAUGCUUCAGGUUGUUGUCGUGCUGAAAGAUGCCGAAGGCUGAAGGUUGCGUACCAACACCGACUAGUGACCGACUUGACCGAGGCCCCGGUUCCUGGUGAAAAAAAAAAAAAAAAACAAAGAAAACAACAACAGGCCCAUAGCAUGGUGCUGCCACCACCAUGCUCCACUGUGUGUAUCCUGUUUAGGGGAUGUGCAGUGUUGUUUUUGUUUCCGAAAAAACCUCAGGGACCUGUGCUCGGAUAGUUCAACCAUGGGAAAAUCUAAUCAAAACACAUUUUCCAGCAUAUUAUUGGGGACCUUACAUGUAUUUCUGCUAAAUUUAGCCUGGCUUGUGUGUGUUUUUCAAUAAAAUGUUCCUGUCCUGCCGCGCUAUCCCAAAUAUCUGUGUUUUUACAUGAACUACACAGCCAGUGCUUUCCAGGAAUUCAAGCGGCUUCUUUUGUGUUUCUGUGGACGUUUUGUAGAGUUAGGGUUAGCACUUUUCUUCUCGUCUUUUCAACAAUGUGUUGAACACCAGGUGUUCUCCACUUGAUGACAGUUGUCUUCAGUGGGUUCCAUGAAGCCUACUAGAACAGCUGAAGGUUGUUUGGUGCAGAUCACGGGGACUUUAAGUGAUGGCAGGCGUGCAGCGAUGGGUCGGAAUGUGGCUGCUGGAGAGGAAGCAGACUCGUGCAGCCACAUUAUUUUAGUUAUUUAUUUACCCCUGUUCAAAUAUUUCAGAUAGUUUUUUUAAAGAGUUUUACGGGUUAGAGGUCACAUCAAAGUUUUAUUUUUUUAAUCUUGUUUUCAGUCUUUCUCCAUCACAAAACCUGCCACUUUAACAGAGGUGUAGACCUUUUAUAUUUACUUUUAGGUUGUGAAUGGGUGCGUGUGUGUGUGUGUUUACCUGCCAUACUGAAGAGACAAAUUAGAGUUCUAUCGUGUAUUGUAUGUGUAUACCUUUUUUGUACAAAUGUAUUUGUGUACUGUAUGCUGUCCCUGCUAACUGUUGGGUGUCGACUGAACUUCUGUUAUCAUGUCAAAAUGCAGUGUUGUUGUGCAGAUAGUCAGGGAGAUAACCUAUUCCAUGCCAUAAGCCGUACUGUUAACGAUUUGAAGAAAAAGGGACACACUUAAACUCGCGCACAAAGCCUGCGUGUUAGCAUCUGUGUACAUGUCUUAAAAUAACGUGUUGGAAUAAAUCACGGUAGAUCCCGACGACAUAUUCAUUUCAUAGAGAAGAACGGAUAGCCAAACAGUCAAUCGGAUAAAUGAAAUCUCCUUUUAGAAAACUUUACGUAUAACUGAAUAUAUUUCUUGGAGUGCAAGCAAAGUAAAAUUGUAUGUUUUUGAGAUUAUAGGAAAUAAAUUCAAAUUCUAUGA
Fundulus heteroclitus (mummichog) is the source of this 4235-nucleotide messenger RNA. It is a transcript of the gene rab3c, whose product is annotated as RAB3C, member RAS oncogene family. Gene Ontology annotation, cellular component: synaptic vesicle; plasma membrane; endosome. Bases 223 to 882 code for a protein of 219 amino acids. Gene Ontology annotation, molecular function: GTP binding; GTPase activity. Lineage: Eukaryota; Metazoa; Chordata; Actinopteri; Cyprinodontiformes; Fundulidae. The record is from RefSeq and is a predicted model, not a curated record. Gene Ontology annotation, biological process: protein secretion; regulation of exocytosis; protein localization to plasma membrane. The transcript has 5 exons.